Molecule: messenger RNA, 513 nt
Organism: Ilex paraguariensis (yerba mate)
Lineage: Eukaryota; Viridiplantae; Streptophyta; Magnoliopsida; Aquifoliales; Aquifoliaceae
Source: the annotation of a GenBank genome assembly
AUGACUGCACAUGUUGGUGACUUUGAUUUAGCACGAUUUCUUCUUAACAGUAGCUCUGCACAUCAAACAAGUCGUUCUAUUGGACUAAGAGGAUCCAUUGGCUAUGCUGCUGCCAGUGAACCGUCGAUACAUGGGGAAAUGUUGUUGGAAAUGUUUAUCGGAAAGAGACCCACUGAUGGGAUGUUUAAAGAGAGUUUAAACCUUCAUAACUAUGUUAAGAUGAAUUUGCCUGAAACAGUAGCUAAUGCCGCCGAUCCGAGACUUCUCCAAUAUGGAGGAGAGGGAGCGACGAGCAUAAACUAUCGACAUCCGGAUCACAGACAUGCUAGCAGUUACGAAAUUCAGGAGUGCUUGAUUUCACUAUUUGGAAUUGGACUCGCAUGUUCACAAGAAACUCCAAGUGAGCGGUUGGACACUAGUGACAUUCUAGCCAAGUUGCUUGUGGUAAGGAACAAAUUCAUGGAGACUGGUGGCAUACAUGAACAGAGAUCUAGAAUUGGCAUCCAAUCUUGA